AUGAACAUCGGUCACGUGCUCGUGGCCGUCGCGUUAAGACUGGCGCAAAGUGCUGCCGAGUGCCAGAACGCGUGCUCUGGCCAUGGUUUCUGCAACAUGUUCGAUGUGUGCGCGUGCCAACAAGGCUUUAAGGGCGGUGACUGCUCGCAGAUGUUGUGCCCCCAAGGCAAAGCUUGGGGUGUCGUCACGGGCACUGACGUAGCGCACGGCGUCGCCGAGUGCUCGGGGCGAGGGAUCUGCGACCGCUCGACGGGCACUUGCUCGUGCCAGCUUGGUUUUGAAGGCAACGCGUGUCAAUUGUUGGCGUGCGUCGACGACUGCAGCAACCGGGGCCAGUGCCUCACGAUGCAGCAGCUCGCUGCAACACCGCUCGUGGCACUCGACUUGUACAAUCAAGCACCGUACCAAUACUCACCGUACGUGAUGUGGGACGCCGACAUCGUCCGCGGCUGCCUCUGCGAUGUUGGCAGCACCGGCGCCGACUGUAGCCUGAAACAAUGUCAUUUGGGUGACGACCCCAUGACGCCUGGCCAGACCGAGGACGUACAGCUCAUUACCUGUGCAGCAUCGUACCUGCAGCAUCAAGUGACGCUCCGCUACGACGCGGUCAUCUCUCGUGGCACAUUUGUCCUCAACUUUGGUCGUGAGCGCACAGACCCUGUCAACUACAAUGCCGCUGCGACGAAUGCACUGGGCACUUCGAUGACCGAGAUGCUCGAGGCGCUCACAACGAUCGCAGCGGUGACUGUCACGGUGUCUUCGACGCCAACCUCCACGGCAUGGAACGUUGUGUUUCCACUGGGCUCUGCCGACCAACACAUCUUUCGUCCGACGUGGCGCGUUGUGGAAGUGCAACAGUUCUUUUGCGCCGCCGACAGCGGCUACGCGACACUCACGUAUGACACGCAUGUAUUCCCGAGCAUUCCGUUCUCGGCGUCUGCUGCGGACUUGGAAACGCUCCUCGAGUCGCAUGUAAAAGUCGGCGCCGUCACUGUGACCUUCAGCCAGGGUGCGCAACUCUGCAGUCCCCUUGGCAACUACAUUUCGAUCGCGUUUGAUCUCAUGCGGGACCGCAACUACAUUGGAGACCUCCCCGCGCUUACGAUUGACCGCACCAACCAAAACCAGCUCGACGGGCUCAAGUGGGCGGGCAAUGCACCCGUCGUUGACGCUCAAACCAACGAGCUCGUCAAGGGUAUCGACACGUGCCACGUUGUGGAAGUUCAGAGCCUUACUUGCUGCGCCGUCUCGGGCUUCUUUGCCGUCUCGUUUGAAGGAGGCACGGUGAGCAACCUACCGUUCGAUAUGUCGGUGUCCGAUUUAAGAGCGGCCUUGCUCUCGGCCUUUCCUCAGCUCCUCGAUAUCGACGUCGACUACUCGACGGGGUCCAGCGCGUGCUCCCAAGCAGCGCCGGCCAACGUCAUUUCCAUCCGCUUUGCCGUCGUCACCACGAACGGACCACUUGGAAACGGCGCACUCAGCCUCAUGACGGCCGACGUAACAAACGCGGGUGUUUCCGGGCUGGCACACUCGUCGCUGCAUUUGUUGCAGCUGUCGGCCACCGCGACACAAGUCGUGCGCGGGGCCCGUUGCGUGCCGUUGAACGUCGGCUUUGCCGCGCAGCCGACGGCUCAGAUCGUCUCCAACGUGCUCCAAGGCGGAGGGAGCUUCACGAUAUCGUACCGAACCGCCACAACGCUGCCAAUUCCAGCGACCGCAAGCGCCGCCGACGUUACCGCUGCGCUUCUGAAACUGCCGACAUGCGACGGUGUCGAUGUGACGUUUACGAGUGGCGAGGCUUGCAGCACGCCCGCUAACGUACUGCGCCUCAAUUUCACUCAAAAUUUUGGCGCACUGUCGAGUUUAAGUGCAGCACCGACGGCGGGGAGCCCUGUGGUCGUUGCAACCUUCUCCAGAGGAGCAAUUGAGCCAGCGAGCGGGCUGGCGUCCUUGAUUGGCACUAAGGAGAGCUACGAGUGCUCGGGGCGGGGCACGUGUGAUAACCUAGUCACAGGCACAUGCUCGUGCUUCACUGGGUACUUUCCCAUUGACGGCCGAGGCAACCCGGCGUCGACUACCAUGCGACGUGACGAUUGUGGCACGGCGUCCGGGAUGAUCGCCCAUUGCCCAGGGGACCUUCCGUGCAGUGGCCACGGUGUCUGCACGGGCGACCCGUCGUUUCGCUGUCAGUGCGUCAACGGGUGGCGCAAUGGAGACUGCUCCGAGCGUCAAUGUCCAUUUGGGCGCUCGUGGUUUUCGUAUCCCAGCGCGGACAACGUCGCUCACAACGAUUUGGUCGAGUGCAGCAAUGCGGGUCUUUGUGACCGAUCCACGGGUAUUUGUACCUGCCGACCUCCGUUUACGGGUCCCGCGUGCGAGCAGAUGGCAUGCAACGACAUCACGGGCGUCUGCAACAACGGCGGCCAGUGCCUCACGCUAGGCGAAGCUGCUCCGUUGGCCACUGUUAAUGGCGUGCGAGCUGGAUAUACGUACGGCGUGGACCCGAACGACCCGCUGACAUGGGACGCGCACAAGAUUCAAACGUGUGUCUGUGAUCCCUGGCACACGGGUUACGACUGCUCGCUCUUGGACUGCCCCCACGGCGACGACCCCAACACGUACUUGGACGUGAACGAGGUGCAAUACGUGUCGUGCGCUGCGACCGGCGGCUCGUUUGCUCUCACUUUUCGCGAUCAAACGAGUCCUCUCAUCCCGUGGAAUGCCAAUGCGCAAACCGUGGAGGCAGCGCUCAACACUAUCACGUCGGGCGUCUCGGUCACAUUGUAUGGCGGCAGUACAGUCGCGUGCAGUGCCACUGGUGCAGUGAUUGGUAUCACGUACCUCCUCGACUACGGCGGCUUGCCGUGCAUCCUACCAGACAACAGUCUGCUGACACAUGCGGGGAAUGGGAACGGCCUGCCGGGCACAGGAACGCUUGUCGUUGCCUGCGGAGGCGCCGUCAUGGGAGGUUUGACGUCCGUUGUCGGCACCAAGGAGAACGUACUCUGCUCCAACCACGGCUUUUGCGACUACACGACCGGCGCGUGCAUGUGCGAUGCUUUCUUUGCGAGUUCUGACGGUCUCGGCGGCCCCGGCACGCGUGGCGACUGCAGCUAUCGCAAGCCCUUUCAAUGACCUAUAACAAGCCGCAAACACCAAUCGUCGUCUCCG
Saprolegnia diclina VS20 is the source of this 3171-nucleotide messenger RNA. RefSeq lists its product as hypothetical. Bases 1 to 3135 code for a protein of 1044 amino acids. Lineage: Eukaryota; Oomycota; Saprolegniomycetes; Saprolegniales; Saprolegniaceae. The record is from RefSeq and is a predicted model, not a curated record. The transcript is spliced from 26 exons.